Eucalyptus grandis is the source of this 1308-nucleotide messenger RNA. RefSeq lists its product as uncharacterized. The transcript is spliced from 5 exons. The record is from RefSeq and is a predicted model, not a curated record. The coding region runs from base 1 to 1308 and encodes 435 amino acids. NCBI's taxonomy places the organism in Eukaryota, Viridiplantae, Streptophyta, Magnoliopsida, Myrtales, Myrtaceae.
AUGAACACUCUCGCUAGGAACUCCACCUCAAGAUGGAGGAACUUGUCGAGGCGCAAGAGAGAGUCCUACGGCGGCCUGAAGCCUUCCUACAGUUAUAGGCGUGAGCGGGCCAAGCAGCGGCAGGUUUUUCUCAAGACCUACAGGUUAGGAUCUGCAGACGGGUUGGCAGCUGAUGAGUCGAACUCCCGCAGUCUUUGCAAGAAGAAGGUGUUGGUGAAGGCGAAGGCGAUGGUCGUUUCAGUCCUAUCUUUCAUGCGCAUCAGUCCUCCAAGAAAUUAUGCCAAAAACCAAAAAAAGAGAUGGCUACAAAGGUUGAAAGCUCAUGUGGGUGGGCGGGAGAAAAUAUUGAUCUCCCGAGAUUUUAUUGACCUUCCUCCUUGUGAUCGCAGCGUUCCCAUUCAUCAGCUGAUGAUCGGAACUGUUGAAGACCUGCAUAAGUCAUAUCCUGAUGCCGUAUCAGCCAAUUUGAACACUGGAAGAGAAGAAAUAUUGGGACAUCAGAGACUGAUCCAUCUAUAUCGUGCUCUAAGAUCCGUCAGCAAUUUUUGGGCAAAAAACAAGUGGAUUGCUAAUACUGGAGAUAUUGCUGAAGAUGGAAUGGACAAUGUUGAUUUAGAUCAACUUUGUGCCAGAGUACUUGCCAAGCACGAUCACAUGAUUAACAUUGCAAAGGAGUUCUCUGAUGUGAUGGAUGAAGAUGAGGAAAUCAGUGAUGGCAACAAAAAGAGUAAUGUUUUUGGGGAGAUCUUGAGUGAGUCCUGCUUGGACAACAAAAGUACCUGUCCCUCACCCAACACUCCGACAUCAUUCCCGUCGGAGCUGAAUCCUUCCAUGAGACCGCUCGAACUCACUGACAUCACUUUUACGCCUCCAUUUCUUCUGCCUCUCCGAAUUCAAGCAGUGAAGCAACUAAAGCUUCUCGACAUGGAGUGUUUCCCAUUCUGCACCCUUCCUCAUGCACCGAUGCUGAGCCACCACCUUCUAGAAGGCAGUGACAUGAACAAGAAACCGGAUGUGUCAACUCCCGAAAAUGAAGCAGUUGCUGGAAGACUACCUGCGGAAGAAAGUAACCACGGGACAAAGGAUUUUAAAGAAUCAGAUGGUUUCCAAAGAAAUAAAAAGUGUAAGUUCAGAUGUGAAGAAGCCGAGGCUGGAAUGCCUAGAGGCAGCAAUCCUUGCACUGCCGCCACUGCUGCCUCCUCUUCCUCCAGCUACGUCAUCAAAGGACUCGUCUUAUCAUUCAAUCAGCCAGAGACAACUCUGCCCCCACCUCCACCGCCAAUUCCAUUAAGUUUUAUAGAAACUUGA